AUGAACUCCUCAAAUAUUCUUGUAAUCUUAACCAUGCUGUCAACGUGCUGUUUCAUUUGCUUAGCACAAAACACCCCUCACGACUACCUAGACGUGCACAAUAAGGCUCCCGCCGAGGUUGGUGUCCCACCACUCUGUUGGGACGACACCCUUGCAGCCUAUGCCAUGAACUAUUCUGAAUCAAAGAUCGAAAGUUGUGAAAUGGUGCACUCCGGUGGGCCUUAUGGCGAGAAUCUUGAGGAGGCUUCUGACCCUGAAAUGACGGCUACGGAUGCCGUGAAUUUUUGGCCGGAUGAUAAGAAAUACUAUAACAAUGCAACGAACUCGUGUGUUCAAGAUGAGUGUAGGCAUUAUACACAAGUUGUUUGGCAUGAUACUCUUCAUCUUGGUUGUGAUAAAGCACAUUGUACGAAAGGAUGGACGUUUAUCAUUUGUAGCUAUGAUCCACCAGGAAAUUAUGUAGGUGAUCGACCUUAA
Molecule: messenger RNA, 477 nt
Organism: Trifolium pratense (red clover)
Lineage: Eukaryota; Viridiplantae; Streptophyta; Magnoliopsida; Fabales; Fabaceae
Product: basic form of pathogenesis-related protein 1-like
Exons: 1
Coding region: 1-477 (158 amino acids)
Cellular component (GO): extracellular region
Source: RefSeq, a predicted model, not a curated record